Molecule: messenger RNA, 2338 nt
Organism: Apus apus (common swift)
Lineage: Eukaryota; Metazoa; Chordata; Aves; Apodiformes; Apodidae
Gene: CFAP96
Product: chromosome 4 C4orf47 homolog
Exons: 9
Coding region: 166-1098 (310 amino acids)
Cellular component (GO): centrosome
Source: RefSeq, a predicted model, not a curated record
GUGCUGCCGUGCCGCUCGGUUCCCUCCCGUCCCGGCGACUCUUCCUCAGCGGCGGGCCGGCGCCCUGUGCUGCGGUGUGGACUGCUUAUAGACUGUUAAAGUGGAACAAAUAAACAAGGGUAUUUCAACUCUUUUAGUGCAGUGCAGUGUCACACAGAUCCAGCCAUGGCUGCAGAAGUGAAAAGUGAUAUGGAGAGGAUUGGCCUCUUCAGUGAAAUGGGUUAUAUUACCAUUGGAGAUAAAUAUGUAUCCCAGUAUAUGCGCCCUUUUAAUGAAGCUGCGAGCAAGAACAAACAGAUGUUACCUGGGGGGAGCAAAGCAUUGUCAGCUCUGCAGGCAGGUUAUUUUGAGCCUCAGUUUGUGAGGAUUUUUGAAGGUGAAGCCUACUCAAACCCUGUUCAGCUAAGGAGACGCUACAGAUUGGCAGAAUCAAAGAAGAAUUUGGGCAAAGCUUUCCUUCCCAGUAAUGGAGACAAAUUGCCGUCUGGGCUUGGCAGCUAUUAUGGAACCAUAGGAGGACCAUAUCCAUACUUCAGUCCGCUACGGAAAGCUGAAGAAAGAUACAUUCCUCCUGGAAAGAAUUUUUAUACUAAUCCAGGAAAGAAAGGAACUGGAUAUGGUUAUGCAAACCUUACCAUAGGUGAACAAUAUCCACAUGAAGCAGAUGGGUAUGAAGUAGACAGAAUAAAUGCAAAGAAAGAACGAGAGGAACAUAAACGAUUACUUAAAGGAGGGCCUUUCAAGUUAAAUCUAUAUCCCCGGGAGUACUUUGACAUGAAUCCCUAUUUUAAUGACAAACCUUUGCCUCCUGUGAAGAAACCACCUCCAGGGAAGCCAAUUGCACCACCUUUCAGACCAAGUUCUCCUGGUAAAAAGCCUGGGGGCAUGAAAGGAGGCACAUUUGAUCCUUACCCAAGCCAUUCUGUUGACCCUUAUGUAAUUGCAAAACCUAAGGCUGUCACAACUACGAAAGAACAACGGAUUUUCCAUCCUCCUUCUGGACCAAAAAGCAGACCUGUUACAAGCAUAAUGACUUUAAAUGUUGCAAGAUCAUUAAAUGUAAAGAACUACAAGACUGUACAGCUGGCAUCUUAUUAGUCUAGGACUUUACAGUUUCCCAUGCUCUGUCAGAGAACAGAUGCACAAGAAGUGCAAACCAGAAGAUAAGGAGGUUACAACCAUCGGCACGAGCUGCAGUUUUACAAGAUAGGAACAGUUAAUGGCCUGCCUGGAGACUGAGAAAGAAUACAAUAAGGUGUUAGAAGACGCUGGAUCAGAAAUCACCAUUGGACUAAAAAGGUUUGUGAAGAAUGUGUAAAGAGUGUGCAAGGGGUGGGUGCAUAAAUCAUAAGGGUACAAUUGUCCAGGGAUUUCUUUCUUUGGGGCCCCUCUCUAGAGGCACCCAGCUCGAGCUGUCUUUUCCAGCUGUACCAGCUGAAUAGAUUAUUUUGUUGUAAAAGAUUCGAUACCUGAGACUCUGCUCCAGGAAAUCUAGGGUCAAGCCUGAGGGAAGAAGGAGGGUGUGUGUAUGUGUAUGUAUGUGUAUGAGCAAGGAGUCAAAAGGGACACCUGCUGGCUCUUUGGAAUUCCUCACUGUGAAGGGUCUCCAGUCCUAGCAGUUAAAGACUCAGGGUGGUGUGUGUUCCCCUCCUUGAAUAGUGUGUGAAAGCUCAGGCAGUGGCUUCUCCCUUAAUAGGGGCCUGACAACUACAUAAUCCAAUUCCCUCAGGAUUUGGGAUGAGUCUCUUCAGGUCCCAUAGACUUGCAUAUAUUCAGGUUCCUCAGGUGGUCAUGAACCUGAUCUUCCCUUACAGUGCAUGGGACUUGGCUCCUCCAAUCCCUCCCUUGCUGUCCAUUCACAGUAGAACAACCACAACUUGUUCUUUAUUUCAACUGUUGCGUAAGAAAUAUCUUAAAAAUGUAUGUUUUUUAGUUUUAAUGACGUCAAAGUAUCAAGCAUUGUUCAAAACCAGACAACAAGCAGCCGGUUAUGGAGUCGUCUGUAUUUACCAACAUCUGUUUUCCCUGAUUUCCUGAUGACCAGAAGUGCUGCUGUAUUCUCCAAGAGCAGCUUAAUUUCACUUUGUGUACAUAGAAUAUUCCUAAACUUUGUGUAUGUGGAAGGUUCCUAACGAAUCUGAUCCUUCCUUCAAACUCGUCACUUCUCAGAUGGAACUGUGAUCCAGUGUUUGUUUCUUGUAAGUUCUUUCCCAAGAGCUUCAGAAUUGCACCGACCCUCUCUCUUGCACAGGUAACAACAGUCAUAAUUUGAAAAUCUUGUUGUGUACAUGCUGGAUCUUGCAGGAUCAUUUGAAUGUCAUGCUGUAAAAAUUGUGAA